This is a messenger RNA of Closterium sp. Naga37s-1, 1935 nucleotides long. The record is from the annotation of a GenBank genome assembly. Lineage: Eukaryota; Viridiplantae; Streptophyta; Zygnematophyceae; Desmidiales; Closteriaceae.
AUGGCGGGGUCCGUGGGUCGCGACCGCGCCUUCGAAGCAACCGCGGAGAGCGCUCAGCUUGUUGCGCAGCCAAACCCCGAGCAUGAACCUCCGCGUCCCCAAGUGCAGGCUCGUCCUGCUGCGUCGGCGCCCGUGCGCCGUCUUGAGCGCGGGUUGUCUCUUCCGCUGCGCGGGGCGGAUCGUCACGCGUCUCCUGAGCAAUCCCGUGCUCCCCUAGUCGUCGCGUCGAAUGCCGAGCCAGCUCGACAGGAGCGGGGUCGGUCUCCGCAGCCUCGGGGAUCUCGACCCGCGUCCCCUGUGUAUCGCGCCCCUGAGCUGCACGAGUCGCGGCGGAGGUGGGAGGAAUAUCAGCGGGAUCUUCGGCGCCGCGACCGCCGCUACCGCUCUCCUCAGAGGUCGCCGGAAAAGCAGUCUCCACGGCGGCGUUCCCCUCAUCAGCGGUCGCCGCAUCCGUCGCCUCCCCGUCGGGGCCGCGGGGCUCAUGCGGGCCGCUGGGAGUCACGCCGCAGGGAACCUUCCCCGCCUCGCCCUCAGUCGGCUGGCUCUGGCGGACGUCGUGGGCGGCGGAAUAAUUCCGCGCGCGGCGGAGGUAGUCGCGGCCAGGGUUCCGCGGCUGACCGCGCGGGGAAUAUGGUGGCAGAUGCGGUGCGGGAGGUGCAAGCGGCGGGGGCGGCGGCUCAUGUCCAUGUGUCUGUGACCACUGAGCCCCCCGCCGGCGCUGUUGCGGUUGAUGCGGCUCCGUUGCGCUCGCCGACAUUGCGGGAGUAUCUGCCAGCUGCAGCGGCGAGGGGGCCGUUCCGCGGGCGCCGCCUAGCUCCUGGGUUCCCCGCUCCGCUGAAUUCGGUGGGCCAUGCUCCGGGCCUGGUGGCGGCGUUUUCGCCGCGCGGAGUUCCGACUGCACCUCUCCCCAGCCGCGCGGGGAGAGACCCCACGCUGAUGCCUCUCACUCGUGCCUCUCUCUCCUGCCUCUCCCUCCGUGUGCACCAGGCGAUCACCAUCGUUCAAGUCGCGGGGUUCGGGGGAGCGGCAGACGCGCUCGGGGGGGCGUCGUAUAACCCGCUCACGAACCUCAUCAACUACCUCGCCGACGAGGACGACGAGACGGCGCUCAGCUUGCUGCUGCGCCUCCCCGCUCAGGCAGGUGGCAUGGUGAUAGGUGCCAUGCUGACGUGGACGUUCAUUCCGGAUUCUCUCAAGCACACAGUCAACGGGCCCGCGCUGCCACCUGGCGUCUCGGUAUUGGCCGGCGCGACAGCGGAGUUUACGCUCACGUUUCUGCUGUUCCUGGUGGUGAUGUGGACACUGUUCCUGGGCCCCAGCAGCGACCGCUUAAAGGAAUUCAUCAUGGUCUCAGCCACAAUAGUGGCUAUUGCUGCUGGCAUGCGCUUCUCUGGUCCUUCCCUGAACCCCCUCUUUUCGAUUGGGUGGGUGCCAAUGUUGGAUCAGGAUAUGUCAGCCAUGCACUGGAUGUUCUACCGGGCUGCUCUGUCCCGCACGUAUCUUCCCCCACUGCUCGUCUCCUUCCCUAUUCCUCCCCUCUCCCCUCCUGCAGGCGUUCAGGCGUUUGGGUGGGUGUACACAUUGGAUCAGGAGAUGUCGGUGCAGCACUUCAUAGUCUACUGGGCUGCUCCCACUGCCGGUGCCGUGCUCGCAGCAGCCUUCUACCGCAUCUACCUGAAACCGCACAAGGCGGCUCUGGAGGCGAAACGGCGGAAGGAGAGAGAAGGGAAGGAAGGGAAGGAAGGGAAGGCUGGGGAGAGAGGGAAGGGGGAGGAGGAAGCACUGAGGGCCAGCAGAGAAGCAAAGGGGGUUGCGGCGGAGAGAGGGGGCGAGGGGUUGCGAAAACGGGUGGGUGCGGGGGUGCGUGAAGAGGACGAAGACGCUAUGGCUGGUGUGAAUAAUGGUGUUGGUGAAGGGACAAACAAAGCAGAGUGA